UCUGUAAUGGCGAAUAGCGCAUCGCGUGUUUAAUUUUGAGUUACUGUUUAGCUAAUUCAUGUUAAUUAAUUAAUUGCCCCCAGAAUAGUUUCCUGCCUUGCCUAGUGCGUUUUCAAUAUUGUGUAUUAGCCGAAGUCAAGCCAUGUCGUCCGACAACAUCGAAAAACUGUAUCAAAAUUACGGUAUUUUGGCCGACGCCAAAGAAGACAUCUCCAAACAUGAAAAAGAGUACAAGGAAAUUUUAGCCGCUGUCAAAGGUACAGAUAAGGAGAAAAGACUGGCGUCACAAUUUAUUGCGAAAUUCUUCAACAGCUUUCCUAACCUCGCGGAUCAAGCUAUAGAAGCUCAAUUUGACCUCUGCGAAGACGAUGAUGUGGCUAUACGCAAACAAGCCAUUAAAGAUUUGCCCACACUUUGCAAAGACCAUAAAGAGCACACUCAAAGAAUUGCCGAUAUCUUGGCACAACUCCUUCAAUCUGAGGAUGCUACGGAGAUCAAUAUCGUCCAUAAUUCUCUGGUAACAAUAGUGAAGGGUGACCCUAAAGGUGCCUUAGUGGGACUCUUUUCCCAAAUACACCAGAAUACUGAGACGGAAGUGGUGAAUGAAAUCGUCCGAGAGAGAUGCAUUAAAUUUUUGGCCACAAAAGUGAAACAGCUUGGAAGGGAAAUUAUAAACAAAGAAGUAGAAGAAAUUAUUAUUACAGAAUGCAAGAAAAUACUUGAGGAUGUGGUGGCAGAAGAGUUUGAACACAUCAUGGAUCUCUUGACAUGGUCAAGGCUCGGUAAAACCGCAGCAGGCAAGAAGGAGCUGGUGCAAAUUGUGGUGGCAUUAGCCUUUUCCCCUGAUGAUUGGCACCCCGAAGAUACGGAACAUGUUGAAAGAAUCAUACAAUGUACUCAGCAUGCAUUGCCACUGUUCUCACCUCAAGUGGAUUCCACACAGUUCGUGAACUUCUUCUGUGACUAUGUGCUACCGAAGUGGAAAGAAAUAGCUUCACCAGAAGGAGGCUCCGACUACAAGCUGGAGCUAUUGAAGAUAUUUGCUGAAAUUACUGAACAUUGUGGAGAGCUGGAGAAGGCACAGGAGAAGAUUGAUGCAGUUCAUGACUUGCUUAUUAACUAUUUACCUGAAGCGCCAGUCGAAGAAGAAGAAAAGACAGAUACAGAUAAAACAGAAACUUCCACGGCUAAACCUGAAGAUAGCAAGCCUACCCCGUCACUCCAGUUCUCUCAUGUGGAGUGCGCCUUGUUCGCCCUUCACUCUCUUUGCCGGAAAGCACCAGAGGCACUCGGCGCUGAUGCGGCAAGGCUAAAGGCGCUUCGUUUGCGUCUACAAUAUACAGCACGUUUAACUCAAGGAUACAUCAAAAAGUUGAAGGAAGUUACUAAGGGUAAGAAAGGAGAUGACGCUAAUUCUGAAGAAAAUAAGCUCAAGGUUGUAGCGUUGAAGACUACGUCCAACAUUAAUACAUUGAUCCGCGACAUAUUCAGAUCCCCGCCAAGCUUCAAGAGCAGAGUACAACUUUCCUUUUUGUCUAAAAAGACUGAAAAAGAGGAAAAACGGUCAGAAACCCCGGCAGACAAACAACAGUCACCACCGAAAAGACAUAGACCCAUCACGUUCGACAACGGGGAAGAAAAGUCAUCACCAGAAAAGCGGGCGCGAAGCGGCGAACGAAACCAAAAGAUGUACACUCCGCCCUCCGGCAAGUACAGCUCCCGCCUCCAGCAGCGCGGGCGCUUCCACGGACCGCCCGCGCCCCGAGGCCGAGGCCGCCAGGACUUCCGCGCCGGGGGCGGGGGCGCGCCCUUCCGCAGGCGCAGCAAUUACUAACCGCUCAGUGGGAGAGUGACUAAACACUUACAUUAUUUAAGUGUACGCAACCCACCACUAUCAAAAUGAAGAAUGAGAGAUUCAAACUAUUAAUACUUAAAUUUUGAAAACGGACCUGCGACAUAUUUAACUGACGAUUUUGGCAAAAUGAUUCAAAUUGCCAAGCUACUCCGUAGAAUUUGACUCUACGAAGAAACUGAGGAUUUCUUGUGGCGCGUUGCGGGGUCAUACAUCUGUUCGUUUAGGAUUGUCUUCCUUUCUUUGUAGUAGGCGGACUUCUCUACAUUGGCCGGGUGGCGAGUUGGCGACGCGACGGCGCUGCUGUUCACUUACAGGUGCAGUGCGGUGUCCAGCGGGGGCGGCAGGUCUUUUCAUUUAUUUCGUAAUAUUGUUUCAGCUCUGAUCGUCCGUUUUAAAAAGCGGUCAACGUUUAUGAUGGUAUGUAAUGAAAGUUCCGGAACUUGCUGAUGUGUAUCUUAGAGCUCCCGUGGAGAUUGGAGUCGUGGUGGCCCCUGUAUUUAUGUAAGUAUUAUUUUAAUUUGCACUCAUUUAAGCUCUGCUGGUGAUAUUCAGUAUUUGCACAGAAUCGUAAGUACGUAACAUAGUUUCAGUCAUAUUUUGAGCAUUUUACUAAAUUUUUUUGCAGUUAAAAAUUAGUAUAUAAUAUAAUCGGAGCUUAUGUUGUAUCUCAAAGGUAAGGCUCAUAUUUCUUCAGUUCAAUUUGUGUAAGUCCAUACAUAUAUUCAUGAUAAAUGACCUACAAGUCGUAUAGGUGUUUAUCAUUACACUACGCUAUUAUAGAAGUGCCAGCGCAGUACAGCUACUUAGCAUUACAUUUAAUUUGACAUUGAAAGUAAGAAGUAUGGACUGUUCUUAAGAAAUUAACAGAAGGGAAGUGUAGUCAAAUUCAAUUCAACUGUCAAACCUAGUCUACAUGGUUUGCCUUAGUUUUAGAACUCUAUAAUAAUUAGGCGACGGUGCCUGCAGCAUAUUCGGAAGAACUUCUUUUGAGACAUAGA
Cydia strobilella is the source of this 2853-nucleotide messenger RNA. It is a transcript of the gene cass, whose product is annotated as apoptosis inhibitor 5. Gene Ontology annotation, molecular function: RNA binding. The transcript is spliced from 8 exons. Gene Ontology annotation, biological process: negative regulation of apoptotic process. Bases 143 to 1834 code for a protein of 563 amino acids. Gene Ontology annotation, cellular component: nucleus. Lineage: Eukaryota; Metazoa; Arthropoda; Insecta; Lepidoptera; Tortricidae. The record is from RefSeq and is a predicted model, not a curated record.